GUCACAUAAUCUGUUUCAAGCUAAAAUAAAAUACAUUACAAGUUAAGCAAGAGUUUUAUAUCAUUAUCAGUUAAUCCUUCGUUAUAAAGAUAUAGUAGUGCAGUCAGUAUUUGUAUUUUAUUUCCGAAUUUGGCAGACGCAACUGCAACACACAGUGUGACCAAUCCAUGUUUCUCGCCCUGCGUCGCAUUUUGAUGUUCGCGCCGAAAGAUACCUAAAAUUAAAUUUAAUUCAACAAUUUAAAAUAUAGAAAUCAUACAAAAGAUGAAAAACGACGACAAGGGGAUGAUCCUUCAGCGUUUUAUUGCCAACUGUCAAAUGCUGAAAAUUGAGCAAAGCAUUUGGCAAAAAGCGACAAAAACAUUUCACAAACUAAACGCAGAUGGCGUUCUAUCCAACGAGGCCGACGAUUGGCUAUGCUGCGCCUUAUACAGUGAGCUACAGCAGACCAAAAUGAAGGACAUGCGCCAAGAAGACAACACGAGCAGGAUUGAUAACGAUCUUGAGCCAUGGGAAAAGAAAGCACGCUCUAAUAGCUGGAACAUUUCACUGACCAAAUUGCUGCGCAGCUUUAGCAUAAAUAUUAACAAGUUUCUAAAAAGAAUGGAGCACUGGAAUUGGCUGGCACAGAACUCCGAAGUGUUUCAGCAAGAAAUCAAUGAUCUGGAGAGACGUCUCGGCAUCACGCUGCUUCUCCUACAGCACUACAAACGAAUUUUCGACCAGCUCUAUGUUCAGCCAACGACGACAGAAGGUCGGGCCCAUUAUCAAAUGUUAUAUGAAUUUGGUUGGCUGUUGUUUCUAGUGGUACGCAACGAGCUGCCGUCGUUCGCAACAACCAACAUUGUCAAUGGCUGCCAGGUACUCCUUUGUGCCCUGGAACUGGUCUAUGUUAAUGCCCUUGAGGUGCACAAAUCGGAUGUAAUUAACAUGUCUUUUGAGGGAGUCCCCUCUAGGUGGAGCAGCAAUGAUUUUGACAUCGAUCUGCUACUCAAGUAUAAUGCCAUCGAUGCCAUAUGUGGACUCAUACCCGAACUGCCGGUAAAAGGGGCUCGCAUUAUGAAAAAUUCGUUCUUUCAUAAGGCUGUGAUGGGUUUGUUUAUGGAUCAACGACUGCUGGGGAACGAUCGGGUUAUGCGCGAAUUGGUAAAAGAUGGAUUCUUGGAAGUGAAUUUGGCAUCUCUGAAUCGCAGUUACGCAGUCCACGUAUCCGACAUCAGUGAAAUUGACGAACGGGUUCUAUUAAAGCACGCCACACAUUUUUCAACAGACAAGGAGCUGACGCUGCGAGAAACAAAGCAGCAAACCAUCGAAAAUGAAGCCAACCACAAGAUAAUCUCUUCGCUAACGAGCGCCACACAGCGCGACAAUCUUGCAAAACUAUUGACAGACGGACUGCCGCAAACGCUACCUGCUUACAUAGGCGGCGCUCUGGGCAAGGAGGAUGUUAGGCUCUUGGAGAAAUCGCUGCGAGAGAUGUGCCAUAAGCUUGAGCACAAAUCCGGGUUGAAUCAAGAAACAACUGAAUGCCGUUUUAACCUUGUUCGGGGCUUGUAUUAUGUACUGCUGGAUAAGAUCAUUGGUGCCGAGUUACGUCGCAGGCCAGCCAUCAAAAUCCCACAGAUGCUAAAGCAGUUGCAGCGCACCUUUAAUGCUACACUGAUUGCCUGCUGCCUUGAGCUGAUGCUGCACAUUUUCGGGUCGGAUGAGAAGCAAACGAAGUUUCCAUGGCUGUUAAAAUGCUUUGAUAUCGAUGCUUACGAGUUCCAAAAGAUAAUCGAGCUAGUUGUUCGCUAUGAAAGCGGCUUGCUGACGCGUAAUCUGAUCAAGCAUUUGCACGAGAUCGAGACCCACUGUCUGACUACACUAAUUUGGCGGAAAAAUUCUCAACUAUGGCUCCUAGUGAACAGUGCAGGCCUGCCAAGAUGCCAAGACGUGCAGUCGAGCUCGGGUCAGGAAAAUGUCAGAUCUGCACCAGGCUCAGUUACAAUUUGCCUACGUAAAUUUUACCAUUUAGCUAACCAGCGGCUGGCAUACCUUUGUAAGUGUCUUUCUUUGCUUGCCAGCUAUACACAGAUCUGGCACAUUGUGGAACACUCAAUCAUUGUGCAUGGUGAAGAGCUGCUGCAGCAGCGACACCUCGACCAGCUGCUGAUGUGCGCGAUCUACCUGUGCGGGCGCAAAUCGCAUCUGCGCAUCACCUUUAGCGACAUCAUUCAACAGUACAGACGCCAGCCGCAUGCUCACAGUUCCAUCUAUCGAGCCGUUCACUUUGCUGAUGGACUCCCUGACACGGAUAUUAUUACUUUUUAUAAUCAAGUUUAUAUUCCACGCAUGGCCGACUACGCAGUUGCGCUGCACUGUGAACAAUCCUCUAGCGAAAAGAAAACUGUUUUGGUAAAUCGGCCUCUGCAGGAACUCACUGGCAGCAGCAAUAAGCGCCUCAGGAGCAAUGUAUUCGUCUCAACGGAGGCAAUGCCACGCAUAUGCAUGGCCAAUGACUGCAAGGCCAAAAUUAUAAGUGAGACUGAGGCAACACCGAAGAAUCUGAAACGUGCACACUCCAACGACGAGCUGGGCAGACCCAUUUCCAGUAAACGACCGAAUAUACUCAGACGACGCACAACCUUUCUAUGAUACCAGGACCAGCGCAUUAUUGAGUUACGCGCCAUUUCAGCAAUUUUGCAACUUUUAUGGUAUUAUAUGAACUAUUUACGUUAAGUUAGAUGUGUUUAAUGAGUUUAUUGUGAAUGAAUUUGAAUGGCAUUAAAUAUCACAUGAAAUUAG
This is a messenger RNA of Drosophila hydei, 2787 nucleotides long. RefSeq names its product retinoblastoma family protein (gene Rbf2). The record is from RefSeq and is a predicted model, not a curated record. Gene Ontology annotation, cellular component: nucleus; transcription regulator complex; chromatin. Gene Ontology annotation, biological process: regulation of transcription by RNA polymerase II; cell differentiation; negative regulation of G1/S transition of mitotic cell cycle. The transcript has 2 exons. Gene Ontology annotation, molecular function: RNA polymerase II transcription regulatory region sequence-specific DNA binding. NCBI's taxonomy places the organism in Eukaryota, Metazoa, Arthropoda, Insecta, Diptera, Drosophilidae. The coding region runs from base 265 to 2637 and encodes 790 amino acids.